AUGUACAUUGGGGCUAAUGCUGGUGAACGUACGCAAUCAAAUGUGUGGAGGGACACGUCUGAGGAGGAAAUAUACGGCAGUUAUCUUGGUCCUGGCGCCAAUGACAAUGCUAGUGAUGUCCCUAUGAUGCGUCCUACUAUGACCAUGCGUCCUAGUACAACUAUCCAUCAUGAUAUUUCAGUGGGACAAUUGGAUGAUACGGGAAGAGCCAGUAGCACUGGAGGUCCGCAUAAGACGUAUACGGGCCGUAAAGUGGUCUGGCCUGGUGCCGUAUUUCUACUACUUGUAACGACUGCAGCGCUCACUCUUAUUGCUUACUUUGGAGUAGAAUUGUUUCACAGCGCACAGACGCAACAGUCACUAACCGAGUCUGUGACAGAGGUGAACAGAGCCAGAAAGAGCAUCAGCGUCAAGAGUUGCUUGCUGCCGGAUUACGUCACAUUGGACGGCAAAAUCUACGCCAAGAACAGCAAGACGGGCGACAAGAAGCAGAUUGUGUUUACAGGUAUCAAUUGGAGUGGUAUGGAAAAUGUAGAGGGUGUUCCCCACGGCCUUGCCACUAAACAGAGCUAUUUGGACGAUAUUGCGGCCAAUUUAUCGGACAGUGGUUUUAAUGCAGUGCGUCUGCCGCUUAACGCGCAGAUGAUUAUUGACAACUCGGAACCUAAUACGAGGCUAUUUGUUAACAGUCUAGACACGGACCUGAACGUUGUUACGUACAUUGAUAUGAUUAAGAAGGUUGUACAGGGCCUGGGCAAGCAGCAGAUUGGCGUGUUGCUUGACAUUCACAAGAUUGACCCUAAAUUCACGGAUGACACGUCCGAGCACCUGUGGUUUACUGAUGACUAUCCGAUUGCGACCAUUUACAAAAUGUUUGAGACGUUGGCCAUGGAGCUGUGCAGCGACCUUGAGUACAAUAUCAUUGGCAUUGAUCUCAAAAAUGAGCCUGUGGGCGGCUGCUGGCCUGAAAAUGAUAGUGAUGUCUACUGCGACUCAGAAAUUAAUUGGCCUCGUGCUGUGGAGACCAUUGGCAACAAGAUUCUGGCCAUUUGCCCGAACUGGCUCAUCGUGGCGGAGGGAACCUACGCGGUCAACACCGUGACGGAGAUCAACGGUGAGAACGUGACGUAUAACGAUUGGUAUGGCGCUAGUCUGCAGAACGCCAGUGCGAACCCUAUAGUUCUCGACAUGAAAGGCAAGCUCGUGUUUGCGCCGCACUUUUACUCGCCGAGUGUAUACCCGUCAGGGUACUUUUUUAAAAAACAGUCCUCGAGCGGCGACACGGUGUCGGUGACCGAGUACCCGAACACGGAUGAAGGCAACAAACUGCUGCAGAAUGCCGUGACUUCUGUGCUGGACAAUGCCUUCGGCAAUGCCGUGACGGAGGUUGGUGUACCGACGUUCUUUGGUGAAUUUGGGGGUAUUUACGGCGCAGCGGAGCUGCUGGAGGGUAUGACAAGCACGCGUACUAUUGAUGUGCUUAUCGAGUACGCAAAUAAAAUGAACAUGUCUGGUGGCUUUGCAUGGGCCGCGAACCCUGAUGGAGCGUUUGACUUCAACGACGAGUACAAGCCCGACGAUCCAUGGCAAUAUGGGUUAUACACCGACUCGACGUGGGAGAAGUUCCAUACUGAUUUUGCUACUGCUCUGCAGAACCUAAGAGGCACUGGUGACUUUCCUUGCUUUUCGAAAACAACGAUCAUGACAUCGUUGACGUCUGGUAGUGGAAGCGCUACGAUUACAGCGGGCUCAAUUGAUGGUGACUUGAGUAGUUCCACGUCAACCACGACGGCAGCGUCUGCAACAAUUCCAGAUUCCGCGGCCGCUGCUGCGACGACGGCAGCAUCUGCAACAGUUCCGAAAGCCGCUCCAGCUGCUGCGACGACGGCAGCAUCUGCAACAGUUCCGAAAGCCGCUCCAGCUGCUGCGACGACGGAAGCUUCCGCAACGACGACGGAGCUACCACCUUCAGGUGCAACAGCAUCGACGACAUAA
Messenger RNA from Peronospora belbahrii, 1995 nucleotides. The record is from the annotation of a GenBank genome assembly. Lineage: Eukaryota; Oomycota; Peronosporomycetes; Peronosporales; Peronosporaceae.